Molecule: messenger RNA, 2991 nt
Organism: Callorhinus ursinus (northern fur seal)
Lineage: Eukaryota; Metazoa; Chordata; Mammalia; Carnivora; Otariidae
Source: RefSeq, a predicted model, not a curated record
CGAGGUGUUGCAGGCUUGGUCUGGCCCUGGGUCCGGGACAUCCUUGGGUUCAUGGUGUUUCAAGGGCUCGAGCUGAUCCUGGGGCUCGUGGGGUCCCUGGAGUUCAUGGCAUCCUAGGGGUCAAGAUUAUAUUAUUGUAACUGUUGAGGAUGACAGUGAUGGCAAUGAUAUUGAUGUUGUGAUAAUGGAAGAUUCUGAAACAGAACUUACUGAGAACACACUUUCCACUGAUGGCAUGUUGACUGUAGAACCAAAUUGUCGAGCCAGCAAUGAUAACUAUCAGCAACUAUCCCAAAUGACAUAUGGAGUAGGUGGUUUACCACCCCUAGGUGACCAGGCAGUUCCACAAAUGAACCAUCUGGCAAAUUUAAAAAGAUACAGCUCCAACUCAGUGGAAAUGGAGCUUCUCCCACUGCGCAAAAGAGGACGUACAUCUUUUCCAAGGAGGGAUAAUACGGGUUUGCAAGAACUUAUUGAAAACACAAAUAAGCAGGUAAACAACCUUUGUGGAAUCAUUUCAAAAAUACAGCCUUCUUGGGAGAAACCACCGCUGCCAAACUGUGAAGACGGCGGCCCAUCCAGACCAGUGAGAAGGCAGGAGAACCUUGCCCGGCCUAACCCUGUAAGGAUAGCUCUCCAGCCAGCCACUCUCCCGGAGCUGCAGGAGCUGGUCGUCAGAGAGAGUCCACCACCUCCCAAAAUUGUCUCCACAUAUUCAUUACAGCCUAGUGUCAUACCAGGCAACCCAGUUCCUGGUUUUGCUGUGUUGUCCUACAUUUUCAGUGAAGGAGGUGAAGGGGCCACCAGGGAUCUCUCCUCUGUCCAGCUUCCCCUGGCUCUGCCUGCAGCACUUCUGCCCCCAGAAGAACCCCGUGUGGCACACGCCCCCAAGAUGGCCAGAUGCCCAACUGUACGGGGACAAGGCCGCGCGGGCCCGGGCCCGGCCUCAUCGGCUUUCUGCACCCCCCCCAGUUUCGAAAUGCCAAGAAAAGCAGAAGCCAGCCUUGGAAACAGCACUGAGUCAAUAUAUUGCCCAACUUCAUUGGGAGAUGGCAGUGGCCAAGAUACUAUCUCAUCUGUUUACAUCCUUCCUAAUUUUGUAAUAGCAGAGACCAGCUUGGAAAACAACCCCAAGCCGACAAAUUACCCAACUUCAUCGGGAAAUAACGGUGACCAGUGUUCAGCUAUCUGCCUCCCACCCAAUUUUGCGGUUGAAAAAUUCAUACUUAUAAAAAAGUCGGAAAAAUCAGAAACCAGCCAGGAAAACAGCUCUGAGACCAUCUAUUACCCAGCUUUAUUGGGAAGUCUCAGUGGCCCAGAUACUGACUCUUCAUCUGCCUCACUCCCACCCAAUUUCGGACUUGAAAAAGUUAUACUUGUAGAAAUGCCAGAAAAAGCGGAAACCAGCCUGGAAAUCAGCUCUCAGAUAGUGUGUUACCAAACUUCAUCGGGAAAUGACAGUGGCUCAGCUCCUGCCUCUUCAUCUCUCUCCAUCCCACUCAAUUUCGGAAUGAUGGUAAAGGCUCAAACCAGCCCAGAAGAGAACCUUGAGACAAUGAGUUGUCCAGUCUUAUUGGAAGACGGCGGUAAUCAAGACGUUUCCUCGUUACAUUGCUGCAUUCCUCCCAGUUUUGAAGUGAUGGUCAAAGCAGAAACCGGCCUGGAAAAUAGCACUCAGAUGACAAAUUACCAACCUUUGUUGGAAAAUGACAGUGGUCAAGAAACUUCAGCAUAUUUCUUCAUCCCUUCCAGUUUGGAAUCCAGCGUAGAAGUGAGUUCCGAGACAAUGAGUUCCCCAACUUUAAUGAAACAUGACAGCGACCAAGAUACUGACUCAGAAACUUACUUUCUCGCUCCUGGUUUUGCACUUUUACCUGUAGAAAUAUUGGUAAAAGCAGAAAACAGCGUGGAAAACGUCCCUGAAAUAAUGAAUUACCCAGCUGUAUUGGAAAAGGACAAGAGCCAAGAUUCUGUCUCAUCAUCUUCCUGCAUCCCUUCCGGUUUUGGCUAUCUUGGUGAUCCGAGAAGGAAUGUCAGGGUGCUUAAUAUUAAUUUGGUGACUGCACAAAAGAAGAGCCAUCCUAGGCAUGCAGCCCGCUACUUGGUUCAUGUUUUGUUCUCCAAGGAAAUUCUGAUGCACAGCUGGGUAGGUUUUAAUUCCCAAGGCCGCCAACCUCUAGACCCAAACAAAAUGGCUGCAAUAAGAGAAUAUCUGGCAACAAAUUUUCCCAACCAUGAUUUGCGUGAAUGUGGAAAAGACUGGAAAACCUGUAUUGCCGAUAUCAAUUCUCUGAUCUAUUGUUUAUGUGCCGAAGCCACAACAACACCACAGAAAGCUGGUGGCUGCAAAAAAGGCCCUACCAGUCUUGGCAUUCCAGCGUCUGCAGAUGUGAAUGAUGAAAGAGGUGGCAAAGGCGGUAAAAGCAUUUCCCAGUUAUCUCAGCCAACAGCUGCCUCAGGAACAAGAGAAAAAGGGAAUUUUCAGUGGAAGAGCAGUGUUUGCCAUCAAGGAAUUAAAGAACCUUCCAUGGAGAAUUCAGUGGUAUCUGAUGACAUACUGGAAUAUCUUGGAAAUCCAGGUAGAAAUGUACAGUUGCCACAUUCAGUACUGAAUAUAGCCAAAGGGAGGUCUCGCCCAGAGCUGGCAGCCAGAUACCUUAUUCGCAAACUGUUCACAGAGGACGUCUUGGUAAAAAGUAACGUCUAUGGCAAUCUGGGGUAUGGCAUGAACGCCCUUAACCCGAAUAGGAUUAACGCUCUUCGAGAAUUUCUUCAAGACAUCUUCCCGACUUGCAAUCUCUCAGAAACCGGAUAUAACUGGAAGUUGUGUGUGACAGCUAUCAACAGCUCCAUCCGUAGUCUUCGCUAUGACCUUAAGAAGUCCGCAUUCAAAGCAUAGCAGCUUAACAACUCCAACAGAGGCAGUACCAAGAGAUAAUGACUGAAGUACUUGAAUGCCAACCCUACUUUUUUUUUUUUAAUUGUUGUAUC